Messenger RNA from Fomitopsis serialis, 2105 nucleotides. RefSeq lists its product as uncharacterized. The record is from RefSeq and is a predicted model, not a curated record. Bases 99 to 1697 code for a protein of 532 amino acids. Lineage: Eukaryota; Fungi; Basidiomycota; Agaricomycetes; Polyporales; Fomitopsidaceae. The transcript is spliced from 5 exons.
GCCUUGUUUGCCACGCUUGGUAUUGUGCUGCACGGCGCGUCUCCUGGGACUCCGCGCUCAUAUUGCGGACCCGAGAAGCCUUGGAUGACUGCGCAUACAUGCUCACGCUGAGAAACAAUCGAUCAUAUGGCAAAAAAUUUGAUAUCUUGCAGAUUCAAGACGACCCUCAAAAGCCACACGCCCACAUCUGGCCAAUGCGCAUUCCCGGGUAUUUCGUACCGCGAUUGGAGCAGCUGAGACUAAACAACUUCGACUGGACAGCAACCAGACCACAUGAUCUCUUCUUCCGCUUCCUUUCCUAUUACACCAGCAUCAAAACUCUGGCAAUCGGGCGGUGCCAGUUUCGCAGUAUAGCGGAACUCCGUAGGAUCUCCACCGCACUCCCGAGCCUCGAAAACCUGUUUCUCGCGGAGAUCACACUGCAGCACCAACUCGUGCCAGGUUCGGUGUCGCGCUAUGUUCCCAAUUUGUCUCGCAACAAGCUCAAGAAAAUGAUUAUUGGGAGUGUCAGCCUUGCCAUUUCUCAUGGCUUUGCGCCGGCGAGGGACGCUCACAUUCCAUCUGUAUACCAUCAAUUCCUAUGGGAUGUAUGUGUCACGUACUCCUACGUGACAGAGCUACAGUUGGACCUGUGCUACUACUCUUCGCUCUCGAGUCUUCAUCGCUUUCUACACCAUUUCCCACAUCUGUCUCGCUUGUUGCUACAGUUGCUACACGAUUCAGAGCUCGGCUCCCAUGUCGAGCCUGCAUCAGCAGCAGACCUGGCCCUAUACACAGCACAUGCACUCAACCCCCCUCUGUCGGUCUUACGAUUCAAACAUGUGCCUUCGUCGUUGGCGCUACAGAUUCUACUGGUAUUAUCCCCGCAAGCUUGUAGCAGACUGGAAGCCCUGCGGUUUUCCUUUCAGUGCUUCCAGCCGCAUGAUCGACAAUGUGCAGAGUUUGUACUACGUGUUACAGAGGUUCUACGUCUCGCCGGAGCUGGGCUGAAGACGUUUGAGUGGGAACAUGCUCCUGUUGAUGGUAAAUACUCGAUCCGCGAUGACGUACCGCGACUUACAGCAAACACAUCACUGACAAACCUGACGAUCGCUCUCUGUGUCGAUCCAUCACCCACGAGCAUCCAGAGGGCCCUGGAUACCUUGUUAUCUGACAUACGAAGCCCGCAUCUGGAGCGACUCACGAUCUACAUCCACCUGACUCCGAGUCGGACCCGCUACGACACGUCUGAAGAUAGGGACGAGACCUCAGUCAGCGCAGACCCUCCCGGCUCCACCUCCACUUUCCAUGCUAUACUCUCUCGUAGCAUCUUUGACCAACUUCCAGCACUUUCUGGGGACUCCGCCCAGGGUACCAGUGUAUUCAUUGAAGUCGGAUGGGCCUACUAUGGCUCACCGGUGUCUGAGCCUCAGGAGGAGGCGGCUCGAACCACCGCAUUGUCUGCGAUCAAGUCAAACAUGAUCACUCUGUUCGCGCCGUGGCUGGAUCGCGGAGUCAUGCAGCUCUAUUUCGAUCCCGAUCCCGACGGUGAAAUGUCCGUCACUCGUGAUUCCUCAUCAGUACUCCGUGUCCUUGGGACUCGGACGCAUGCCAGUAUAAAGGAGAUAGCAGACUCGGAGCCUGACGAUGGACACGAAGACCAUGCGCGUGAUGCCAGUGGAGAUAUGGAGACAGAAGAUCCAAUUCCCCCGCAAUAGACAGUGCGCUAGAAUAUGCAGGACUGGCCGGUGAUCAUCAUUUUUCAACGACCGAACUCGGAGAGCUUACUAGACUGAGACACCGUGUCUCGGUGAGCGGGGACGGGAGCGGCAACCCGUCGCACCUCUCUCUACCGCAAUCGCGUGCGGUCGAAUCGUGGAUCAUGUAUCAUCAUAUAUCAUAGCCGAAGAAGAACGGCAUUGGACAUUGUGGGGUGAAGGAAGAAACAUGCGGAGAGAGCGGUAAUGAGAGCUUCGCGAGACGAGGAUGGUUCAUAAACACGCAGAACUCACAGGGUACCGUUGUAUGGCGACUCGGAUUCCCGUAUUUAUCGAAAAUGCUUCACUUGUUUGUCGCCGCGGUGCGGAUAACCCUCGGUCAUAGCCACUCUUAGGCUCGCGCGUCAG